AUGGCGGCGCUCGUUGUUCUGCAGGUGCCGGCGCAGUUAUGCCUGCCCGGCGCGCCGAGCAGCCGCGCGAUUUCCGCUGUGAGAUCUGCCGCGCAGAGCCGCGAGAGCGUCAGAAGCCGCCGCGUGAGCCUCGCGCCCUGUCCCAGCGCGCGCAGCCGCAUUGGCGCUAGCGGGCGCAUGGGCGCGGGAAGCAGCGCUCUGCACAGCGAUGAGCGCUGGCGCAAACUCCUUUCCGCCACCGCGAAGCCGAAAUGGGGACAUACGUUCAAGCGCACCACGCCCAGAUGGACGGCUGCAGUCGUGCCCUCCACCAAGCCCUCCAAACGCCAAUCGGAGCCUCAGCACUCCUCCCCCUCUCACCACAAUGCUCACAGCGCCAACACCACCAACACCAGCAACAGCAGCAGCAGCACCGGCAGCAGCAGCAAGAGCAGGGCGAUCGCCACAGUGCCGCGCGCACCUUCCGCGCCCAUCCCGCGCGAGCCGGCCACUCGCCGCCUCUUCGCCAGCUUCUCCCGAUCCGGCCGGAAACGCCCCCUGUGGAAGCAGGCGGGCAUGUGGAUGGCAGGGGCGGCAGCGGCAGCAGUGGGCGUGCAAGUCAGCGCGCAAGUGCUGGAGGCGCUCGACAAGGUGCCGUUCCUAGCAGAUCUCGAGGUGCUGGUGGGCACGGGCGUGGCGCUCAACUUCCUCUCCUCCUACGUGCGCGGAGGGCCGGCGCGAGCACGAGUGCAGGCGAGCAUAGACAGGAUAGUGGAUGCCAUCAGGGGCUUCGACACUCCCACCGACUCGGACCUUCAGCUGCAGCUGCAGCAACUCGUUGCCGACACCACCGUCGCUGCUGCUCCCUCCCUCGCCUCCGCCUCCGCCUCUGCCUCUUCCUCCUUCUCCCCUCCCUCUUUCUCCUCCGCGUCAUCCCCCUCCGCCUCCUCCUCCUCGCUGUCCUUUCCUGCUCGCAUUGCCGGUACAGGGCUGUUCAAGGCAAGGGGAAGCCAGAGCACCAAGCAAGAGGGAGGAGGGCAGGGGAGGCCAGCCGAGUUGACCUUUGGAGGGAAUGGGGGAGAGGGAGAGAGAGGAGGAGAGGGAGAAGGCGAGGAGGUGGUGCUGGUGAAGAAACAGUCGCUGAUCAGCCGAUUGGUGGAUUUUGUCCGGGGCAAGGAGGUCAAGACAAAACGUGCCACCCUCGCGCUGCAAGCCGAGGCCGCCCGGUCGCAGGCGCUGCAGUCCCGGGCGGCGGAUCUGAACCAGUCGCUGCAGGCCAGCAAGCGGGCGGCGCAGGCUGCCGCCCAGAAGCUGGAGGAGCUGCGGGCGGCGAAUGGGCGGCUGCAGGUGGAGCGGAGCGACGCGCGGGCGGCGAUGGGUGGACUGCAGCAGGAAGUGGCGUCGCUGUCUGCCGCCCUGGGGAACCUCACGGCUGAUACAGACGCUCUGAAGCAGUCCAAGGAGAAGCUCGCCUCGAAGGUCCAGUCAGCAAUCACUGAGAACCAGUCACUGCAGGCCAGCCUGGCAUCGGCAAAAUCCCGGCAGCAGCAGCAGGUGGCGGCAGCAGAGGCGAUGCGCGCGCAGCUGAGGGCCGCCGAGGCCACACUGGGCGAGCGGGAGGAGGCACUCAAGCGCGCACAGGCGGAGAGCGCGCAGGAAAAGACGACGUAUGCCGCCCGGCUUCAGGGCGUGAAGAAGGAGAGGGACGAAGCAUUGGCAGCGGUGGUGGUGGUGGAGGGGCGGCUAGCAGCACUGGAAGCCACGCUGCAGCAAGCAGCACAGACCCGGGCAGAGAUCUUCAAAAACAACGCAGAGCUCAAAGCACGACUCGAGUCCGUCUUGCAGCAAAACCGCGACCUUGCCACCCAGGCCGCCCGGAUGGAGGAGAGCGGGCGGCAGGUUUCGGCGGUAUUUGAGCAGCGGGAGGGUGCGCUGGUGCAGCAGAUCCGGAAACGGGAGGCUGAGCUGGCGGCGCAGAAGAAACGGGCGGCUGCUGAGCUGGCGGGGGUGGAAUCCAGGCUGGAGGGGGAGCUGAGGAAGGCUGAGGAGGAGAAGCAGAAAUACAUGCAGGCGUGUGAUUGGCUGGAGAAGCAGCUGGCGUCUCUCAAGGCCGAGAACGAGACGAUGAUCGCCGACCUUCGCUCAUCUCUGGCGUUCGCCGAGCAACGGGCCAAGGAGGAGGGUGCUAAGGUGGUUCAGCUGCGCGCUGAGCUGGAAAAGCAGACAAAAGAUGCCGACCGGCACAAGGCGGCGCUGAAAAAGAAGGUUGCUGAGCUGGAGGGCAAGCUCGGAUCCAGCCAAUCGCAGCUCUCCAUUGCCGAGAAGGCUCUUGCCACUGCUACAGCUGCAGCCAAUCGCGUGAGGACAGCUGGCAAGGAUGCUUUGGAGGGGUUGGUGGUGCCGGCUGUAGCGCCUGGUAAGGGGACGGCUGUAGCAGCAGGAGGAGCAGCUGUAGCAGGAGCAGGAGCAGUGGCAGGGAAAGCAGUGACAGGAAAGGAGCAAGGGAAGAAGAGUGGGAAGGUUGUUGUGAGCAAGAAGCAGCAGGAGGAGGAGAGGGUGGGGCGGAUGAGGGAGGGCGAUCUGAAGGUGUACGCUCGAGCCAUCUUCCCUGCAUAUGUGGAUGUGAGGGGACCGGCCCUGGAGCAGACCCGAGGAGUCAACGCUCUUGUGCUGGACAUGGUGAGCAAGGGAGCGGAGGAGCAGUGGGCGCGGAAGCAUGUGACAGAGUCGCUGCUCAAGCCCGCCCUGGCCGCUGCUGAUGCUGCUGCCUCCGCUGCAGCAAAGACCACCGCUUCUGCUGGCAGUAACAAGGCAGGCAAGAAGAGCGUGAGCAAGGAGGCGCUGCAGUCGUAUGCGAGGGCCAUCCAGCACGCUUACAUCGACGAUUCCAUCCCUGUGAAGGAGCAGCAGGCGGGCAUGCAGCUGCUCGUGCAGGAGCUGGUGGCGAUGGGCGGAGAGGAGGAGUGGGCGCGCAGCUUCGUGCAUGACUCGGUGGCCGCCAUACCUGCAAGCCCGCGCAAGUGA
Closterium sp. Yama58-4 is the source of this 3003-nucleotide messenger RNA. Lineage: Eukaryota; Viridiplantae; Streptophyta; Zygnematophyceae; Desmidiales; Closteriaceae. The record is from the annotation of a GenBank genome assembly.